This is a messenger RNA of Mesorhabditis belari, 831 nucleotides long. The record is from the annotation of a GenBank genome assembly. NCBI's taxonomy places the organism in Eukaryota, Metazoa, Nematoda, Chromadorea, Rhabditida, Rhabditidae.
AUGAAACUGCAUGUAGCUAACAUAUUGCUACUGCUCCACUCACUUGUCUCCUACUCGCUUGCCGAAGGAAAAAAUGCCCCGCUUCCCUAUGUGACCGCAUUCUCGGCUAUCACGAAUCCUAACACAAAUCAACUUGAGUCUUUCUCAUUGAAUUGCCCCCAUGUCACCGAUGCUUCAAAAGAUGAGGUUCAAAUCGAAGUCACUUGGACACUAAACGACGCGAUUUGGCUGAAAAUUGUUGAUGGAGUUCGACGAAUCGACAAUAAACUCACUACACAUAACAAGAAGGCAAUUGCAGGCAAAAAUGUUCUUCGGAUUUCUGAAAAUUUUGGUCGUUACUGGUUCGACUACGACGAAUUGACUGGAGAUUUUUCGAUGGAGAUUCGGCCGGUCAUUGUUGAAGAAGAUGCCGGUGUUUGGCAGUGCCAUGUGACUGUAUUCCAAGAGGGAAAUACGCACACUCUGACGAGUCGUAGAAGAGUAAAACCUCAACAUCGGCAUCGGUCUCAUGCGUCUUAUCAUCAGCAACACUAUCAAUCAGGAAUCAAUCAUCAUUCCCAAAGAGCAAGUCCAGCAUCAUCGUCUCUUGAAGCCUCAAAUGGUCAAUCACCGGCUCACACAAAGCUCAAUAUUUUUAGUAGGACGAACUCCGAGCUGGUCCACAUAAGCAGGGAGCCCUCAAACAACUCAAAUAUGGUGGUCUUUGAUCGACGAGCACAACAAGCUCAAUUCAGAAGCCACAAUCGACACCAAAACAACCAGAGAGACACCGUAAUUGACUAUGAACUCAACAUGAACCACGACAGUUUUGGUUUGAAAACAACUAAAAGC